CAUGUCUCUCGUUUCCCUUGGCCCUAACCAGUCUGAAGAAGGGACUCGACCCGAAACUUCACCCAUUUCUUUUCUCCAGAGGUGCUGCCGAGUUACUCCAGCUUUUUUGUGUCUAUCUUCGGUUUGAACCAGCAUCUGCGGUUCCUUCAACACAGAUGAAAACGCCAGAUAUAUUUCUAUCGCCCAGCUGAGCUGAGGGUUUGUUUGUGUGUGUGUGUGUGUGUGUGUGUGGAGUGACGCAGGCGGGGAGAGAGUUGACGCACAGAGGUUGGAUUAGCAUCCAGUCCCCACCUCCUUGUUGUAUUCAGCCCUGGUGUACCUGCUCCAGCGGCACCGCUGUCCAACGUCCUGAAACUGCAGCCAGCACUUCGCUUCGCCUCGCCUCGCCACCGCAGCCAUGCCUCUCAGACACACUGUAUGUGUCCUCCUCUUGCAGGCUGCUGCAUUGGUGCUACAUCAGGUCAACGCAUUCCCAACUCCUGCAGGAGCCCAAGACAAAGCUGUAUCUAAUCUGGAGUUAUCAGCAGAAAGACCAGUGGAAGUACAGGAACUGGACGGCCACUCAUCAUCGACAGAGAACAAGGUCCCCCUGCAGAAUGACUCGUUUGCGGAUGACCUCAUGCUGCUGAAAUCAUUGGCGGAGAAAGAAAGUGAGAAGUCGGGGGACGUCAGCAAAGACUCUCCGACCAACGUCUCCGCUCCUCCCGCCCGCAGUGUCAAUUCCACCAAAAGCAGGAGACUCGUUCACGAUUACGACGAUUCCACAAAGAAUGCAAUGGAUUACAAAGAUGAAGAUGACCCUGAUGGUCUACACCAGUUGGAUGGAACACCCUUGACUGCCGAAGACAUUGUCCAGAAAAUCGCCAAUAGAAUUUACGAAGAAAAUGACAGAGGAGUGUUUGAUAGAAUCGUUUCUAAACUCCUAAACCUAGGACUGAUAACAGAAAAUCAGGCGGACAAUCUGGAAGAAGAAGUUGCCAUCUCUUUGCAACAACUUAUCACCAAUGAAGCCCAUAAGAAUGAAGUCAGGGAUGAAAAUGAUGAUCUCCCUGUUCUGAAGACAGAAGCCGACCGGCGUGAUCGAGACAGGGAGGAGGACGAGAAAAUCGCAAAAGCUGCAAAGAAACAACGCGAGCUUGUGAAGAAGGAGAGAGACCGGACACCCACCAUUAACAAGAACCAAGGAAACAAUCUGCCAGUUGCCCAGGACAUGGAUGAUCUUCAAUACUUUCCCAACUUCUACAACCUGCUGCAGAGUUUAAACACAGAGCAAGACGCAAAGGAGAAGGAAACAUUGAUAACCAUCAUGAAAACUCUAAUUGAUUUUGUGAAGAUGAUGGUGAAAUACGGAACAAUUAAACCAGAAGAAGGCGUUUCAUACCUGGAGAAUCUCGAUGCAAUGAUCGCAGUGCAGACAAAAAACAAGCUCGGCAAAGUCAAGCCCUAUGCCAUAAGUAAGGAAACAGAAGGUACGAUCGAUGACUUAGACAGCACAAAGAACUACGUAAAGCAGGACAAAGAGACGGCCAAUUCUGAGGAUUCCACGAAAGAGAUAGUGGAAGAAACAGAAGAGGAGAAAGAACUUGACAAAACAGAGUCUUACCUUUCGGCAAUCAGAAAGAAUAUCGAGUGGCUGAAGAAACACAAGCAGGGGAACGGGGAAGGUUAUGAGCUUGAGAAGUUGCGAGACACCAUUGACCAACAAGUUGACAACUACGUACAAAAAGGGAUCCUGGAGGAAGGAGAAGGAGAUAUUAUCAAACGUAUCUAUGAUAGCCUGUGACACCCUCUAACGCAGAAAGGAAGUGAUCCUCAUCCUUCAACAACAGCUGACCCUAUAAGUUUAUUUACAUAUAGUUUGUAUUAGGAUAUUUGAUAAGCUUUAAUUUUUUUUUUUCCUUGGCUAUUCUGUCGUGUCAAGCAGAUUCAGGGACUCAUUACUGGAAAGAUUGCUCGGAAAUAGGCCCUUCGGCCCACCGAGUCCAUGCCGGCCAUCGAUCACCCUUUCACACUAGUUCCGUUAUCUAACUUUCUCAUCCACUAAGGGCAAUUUACAGAGGCCAAUUAACGUACAAACCCGCACGUCUUUGGAAUGUGGGAUGUGAAAACCCAUGGAUUAGUACGGGUGUCAGGGGUUAUGGGGAGAAGGCAGGAGAAUGGGGUUGAAAUAGAUCAGUCAUGAUUGAUUGGUGGAGUAGACUUGAUGGGCCGAAUGGACUAAUCCUGUUCCUAUCACAUGAACAUAAACCAGAGCACCCAGAGGAAGCCCAUGCGGUAACAGGAGGACUUGCAAACUUCACAAAGACUGCAAGAACUGGUGGGGGGGGGGGGGGGGGGGGAGGGGACUGGCAGGGAAGGUGCAGAUGAUACCCCACCCACGUCCCCUUCAGCCCUGCUGUUAGCUGACAGCACACAACCGCAGUCUCAACGGACUGUCCCCCAGCUUCUGAAUAGAAACUGCAUAUUUACUGCAGGGCUGUUAUACACGACAAAGCUUCAUAUCCUCAAGGGGCUGUCCCACUGUACAAGGUAAUUCAAGAGCUCUCCUGAGCUUUUGAAAAAUGUCAAAAAAAUGUCCACGAGAGCCCCGAGUACCUACGAGCGGCUAUUACCGUAAUUCUCCGAGUUCAAAUCAGGGGAAACUCGGGAGAACUCUUGAAUUACCUCGUACAGUGGGAGAGGCCCUUGCCACCCCUCCUCAAACAAGGCAUUUCACGAGAAUGUCUGUGCCGAACAUGAUGCCAAGUCACCCUGCCUGUUCCGCUGUUCCCCCCCACCAACCAUUCCAACCCUAAGUUCCACCACCUGUGACCCACCAAGCAGUUUGCUACGUCAAGGCAAAGUCUGAAUUCACAGGAGAUUAUCCAUGUACUUUGAUUUCCUUUCCCAGUUAAAAUUUAUCUCUUGGCCUCCGUGUCAUCUCUUGCUAACAAUAUUCCAUCUGAUGAAUUUACGAAGUAUACCUUUUUAUUAACUAUUUGCAAGGAAUUGUGGUGAAUUAAUACAGGUUUGGAAGAGUUCCCCCGAAGCUUGUUUGGAUGUAAAUGAUGUCAAAUGUUUAUCCCCCGAUUUUGCUCCACGGCAAUUUAGUUUGUUCCGUUACAUUGGUAGAUCUUUAAUUUCAAAAAUAACACUGACUUUUCCUACCAAGAAGUGGUUUCUGUAAAAUUACAAAGGCCACUCAAGUGGUAAGAUCUCUUCCCUCUGUUUGAAGAGUAACUUUUCCAAACUGAUUGCAUCGUAGUCGAACAGUGCAGAAACAGGCCCUUCGGCCCAACUGGUCCCUGCCGACCAAGAUGCCCCAUCUAAGCUAGUCGCUGUAUGUUGCGUUUGCAUCACAAAGUCACGUCUAUUGUGUUUGUAGAGAAGGGGGUGGUGGAAAUGAGAGAUACAUUCACUUCUCCAGAAUGUAUUACACAUUGAAUCUUGGCUCCUUUGUGUAAAUGAUUCCCCAUCAUGUGGUUGUCAGUAAAUGUAAGAAGUAUUUUGUUCAAGUGUAAAUAUAUGUUAAACUUUCAAACUUGUGUAAAAAUGCUACAAUUAAAUUGAUUUGAGUUUUCUUUACGAACUUAA
This is a messenger RNA of Leucoraja erinaceus (little skate), 3573 nucleotides long. It is a transcript of the gene scg3, whose product is annotated as secretogranin III. Lineage: Eukaryota; Metazoa; Chordata; Chondrichthyes; Rajiformes; Rajidae. The record is from RefSeq and is a predicted model, not a curated record. The transcript has 12 exons. Gene Ontology annotation, biological process: protein localization to secretory granule. Gene Ontology annotation, cellular component: secretory granule membrane. The coding region runs from base 398 to 1783 and encodes 461 amino acids.